Bursaphelenchus xylophilus (pine wood nematode) is the source of this 5278-nucleotide messenger RNA. The record is from the annotation of a GenBank genome assembly. Lineage: Eukaryota; Metazoa; Nematoda; Chromadorea; Rhabditida; Aphelenchoididae.
AUGGUGGUUAUUUGGUGCACUACAGUCCUGGUCGUGCUUCUAGUUUGGUUGGUAUUGAAACUCCUAAUUUUUGGGUAAGUUUUUGAUUUGUUUGUUGUUGAUUUAGGAUAGCGGGGUAAAAUACGGGAGGGUCUCAGAUGAGGGGAAGACUUGACUCAGGUUUGAGCAAGUGUUUCUCUAAUCGGGUAUUUGGGGAUCUGAUGAGAUCUAUAUGAAGGUGUAUUUUCGGACAAUUAGUAAGGAGGAUAUAGAGAUGUUAUGUAGUGUAAUAGACGUGUAAAUUUUUCCAUCCUUCCUUGUUAUGGUACCCAUUGACCUUGUACUGGCUUUCCAUUUGGGUUUGAAGAAUCUCAGCAGGAAGUUGACAACGGAAUCUUGAUUUGAAUUUCACUUUUGUUCGCCUAGAAGAUGCGUAUUGACGCGUGAACGUCUUUCAAGGUCAUAAUUGGUUUCCAUUUUCUCAGAUUUCGGUAUUUAUGUUUGAAUUAUAGGCUUUUGACUUACAUAGUGGCGCUAGAUUCGUAUUCUUGAAGCAUUUGUCCAUUGCUCUCUGUCGAGACAAAAGAUUUCGUUAUCAUCAGGUAAUUAUCGAUAAAACAAUCCGUCAUUCAAAUUUUUAUGGUCUUUUUCGCACGAAAGCUGGCGGUUAUUGAUAAGAAACCCCAUUCAAAUAAUUCAAAUAGCCAUUGGCUAUAACUCGAAAAAUGUUUUCAAAUUUGAAAUUCAAAAAAUUAGGGCAUUUCUCACCUGACCUCCCUCGUAAACAACGUAAUCCAUUCCGAGGUUAAUGGGAUAAAACGUUCGCUGCCUCCCUUAUGUGGUUUUUAUAAACCUCCGACUUAUUUGUUGCACGAUUUCCCAGGGCAAUCGGUGAUCCGAUCAGAAGUUAAUGGUCCCGCAUUUCGGAGGAGGUGUUAUUCAUGAAGAAAGUUUGAAAUAGUAUGGAUUGGAUGGUUUGCAAAGCUCAGAGGCUUGUUUCUUCGUGUAAAUCUGGUUAGUGGUCGUAUUUGUGUUCGUGUCUUGAGCGGAUGAGACAUUUAUUUUGUUGGGUUUACGGUUUAAAAUCGCCGAGUCCCACUUGAAGACCGCUGUUUUAGUACUUUGUUGUUGUGUCUCCGCAAUCGCCUCUUAAUUCCUCGAUCUGACCCUGCUCUCAUUAUUAUUUCAGCCCAUCCGACAAUUAUUCAGCCCAUCCGACUUUCUCAUAUUUGUCCGCGGUUCCACUCGCCGUUCGUCCUUUGUGAUGGACUUGAAAUCGAAGCGAGUGGAGGUCGAAAUCUGUCACCUCGGAUCGAAAACAGCACCCCAACAAACAAAGAACGGGCCCUUACGCGAGUCCGAAUUUUGGCGCGAACUUUGCGAACUCUCGGCCUGGACCGGGCAGGCAGGGGUCGGCGACGUUUUACGCGCCAUUUCCCUGUGACUCAGCUGGUUUCCAGCGAGUUUUUCUGCACGCCGGAACGCCCCCUGCCAUCUGCCUAUGUUGUGUAGCCUAUUUGUCUUCAUGUUUUUAUCUUUGUGGCGUUGGUUUCAAGCCGAUGAGGAUUUUGGGAUGUUGCAGUGACAUGCUUGAUCCAGUGGCAAAAAAUGUACCAUUUUGCAUCCGGGGAGUAUCAAAAAAUGUAGCAAAAUGCUUCCCUCUUCAAGUGAAAAAACCGAUUUCAAAAGCGGUUAUGAGGGCGCGCCUUUUCCCUCACGAAAAGAGCGGAAAUUGGAGUUUUUUCACUUGGAGAGGGAAGUAUUUUACUACAUUUUUUGAUACUUCCCGGAUGCAAAAUGGUACGUUUUUUGCCACUGGAUCAAGUCCGCCACUGUAACGUCCCAAAAUCCUCAUCGGCUUGAAACCGACGCCACAAAGAUAAAAACAUGAAGACAAAUAGGCUACACAACAUAGGCAUAUGGCAGGGGGCUUUCCACUGUAUACUAGGCAAAGGAUUUUGUCUAGUAUACAGAAAUUCGUGGCCACUCUGAGAUUUGAAGGUAUCGGCGGCAUUUAGCUACGGAUGGAAUUCUUAUCACGUGAAGAAUUGCAUAAUCGCCGUAAAAGUUAUCCUCAACACUUGCGCUCGUUGCGUUGCACGGGAAAUUGCGCAUCAUGUCUGCCAUCUUUUGUCUGCUUUACUUGUAGCGUCCAUAUUUGUCGAGAACCCUCAUUGUGUGGUAAAUCCGCUUGCUAGUGCCGGUGUUACGAGUUUUUUUUGGGUCCGCAUCUAGUCAAAGGAAUAUUUUUAUUGGGGGUUUUUGAAGAUUUUCGUCAAAAAUUUUUUGUUUUUGUUGGAUUUUUUAUGAUUUUUUUUUUGGUUUUCCGCUUGUCCUUGGCAUCGGUCGGUCGUGAAAUGAUGUAUCUUUGGCAUGAAAGUUUGUGUUAAGUUUAAUUUUGGUGAAAUUUUAUGUGAAAUUUAAAAAAUUUGGGUAAAUCUGAUUAGCGUGACUUUACUAUGUAGUUAUUCCGAUUGUAAGACCUCUAUUACUAACUGUUACAGUAUUUCAGUGAAUCGGACCAUGAGCGGUCCCCUCGCUCAGCACCGCAGCCCUCAGGCGUUCGAGCAAACGUCGACGAAAUCGCCGCUCUCACCUAGCUGUGCCAUGCAGAGGUUUCUCAUAGAGCCGCCGCUGAGCACAAGGAAAGAAGCGGUAAGUUGGUGGGAUUGGUUUUUAUUUGGAACUAGGGGAUUUUGAAUGUUUUUCCCAUGAGAUUUUUGAUUUAUUUUUGAUGGGUUGUUACGAAAUUUAGAUUUUUUGGACAUUAUAAUCCAUUUUAUGUUGGCUAGAAAACAUGAUACACCAAUGAAAUUUUCUUUUCAGCUCAAAAGAACGCCUCGGCUAGUGAAAUCGGCCAGUCGACUAACGAAGACCCAACCUCGAACAGAACGGACCCUAGAGACACUGGUAAUGAAGUACCCUCAUGCUCGAAUAGUCUCCGCCGAGCUGACGGACGCUCAACUCGACCCACUCUACGAUCCAACCCUUCCCAUAACCUACCUGGAACAAGUGUAUGAGAAGGUAAAAACGGUGGGACACGGCUCCUUCGGCACCGUGUAUCAUGUAAAACACAAGGUGAGCGGGGAAGAAUCGGCCGUCAAAUGCUUGACCAUCCCUUACCGAGGCAUCAGAGACCGGGAAGAGAAACUCCGAGAGGUGUUGCUGCACGAGAAAUCGCACAAUCACGAGAAUAUUUUGAAACUGAAAAUGGCAUGGGAGGAAUGGGAUCAACUGUACAUAAUGACCGAACUCUGCCAAUUCACCAUGGCCAAAGCGAUUGAACUGUCGGAUGGAGACGUCCCAGAGCCGAGGGUGUGGGAUGCACUCAUUGAUAUGGCGAAUGUAAGCGAUUGAGAGGGAUUUAGAAAAGAAGGGAAGAGUUGACUCGGGGUCAAGUCUUCUCUUUCUCUGGAAAUGGUGUUUGUAAUGGAUUUAUGAACAUGAAUACGGCUGCAAAUUUCUAAUUCAACGUUUUUUAGGCUCUGCAUCACAUGCAUUCGAACAAUUUGAUCCACAACGACAUCAAACCGGAGAAUGUUUUCAUCAACGAAAAUGGGAUUUGCAAACUUGGCGAUUUCGGAAUGGCCGUCGACCUGAACAGCGAAACACCCGAGAAUGGAGCCAAAGAAGGCGACAGUCAGUAUCUGGCAGCGGAGGUGCUCACUGGAAUACCGACGUUUGCGUCGGAUAUAUUCUCCUUGGGCCUGACCAUACUCCAGCUGGCAACGGAUCUGUACCCACCGAAUGGCGGCACAGAACGAUGGCAUGACUUGAGGAAUCUGGAAAUCGAUGAACACAUCACGGCAGGUGAGAUUUGAGGGCUUUUUUGAGGCAGUUUGAAGGAAGGGAAGAGUUGACUCAAGAGUCAAGUGUUGCUUUUUUGCUUUUGGUGAAAAUAGAGAUUUGGAGAUGGGUGGUUAGAGAAAACGGGUGGUAGAAAGAAGAAUAGAGGUUGUAUGGGGAUUUUGAACGAGUAGAAUUCAUUUAUAUGUUGUUUUAGGUAUAUCGAAGGAGCUCCGGGACCUCUUGUUCCGAAUGAUGGACCCCGACCCAAGCAAACGCCCAACAGCUGAAGAGAUGUUAACAUCCAAGUCGAUAACCUCAAGAACCGCCUUCCGAACACUACACCGGUUUUGCACAAGAUGGGUAAGAUAUUUUUUUUUUUUUUAUUUUUUUGCUACUUCAAUUUUUCGAUUUUUCACAGUUUUUGUUUUAGCAAUCAAAGCUGAACCGAGUAGCUCAAAUGAUUGGCCUCGUGUCGGCGAACGCCUCCACAUCCGACUCCCAACCCGCCGGCCUUCAUACCCCACCUCAAUGCCAGGGAUCAGCUCAUCUGUCCCAAUUGGCCAACAUCAGCAGCGAUUUCAACCGCAAUUUCGAUGAUGAUGAGGACAUCUUGGCGACAGUCACCCCGGAAGACCAAGAACGAAUGCGAAUGAUCGCCAAGGAAUGGGAAAUGGCCCAUUCAAUUACACCGCCCAGAUCAGCCAAGAGCCUGGGAAUCAGGAGCCCAAAGUCCCUGCGAAAACGACUGGCCAGCAUGAGGACCUCAUUAUCAGACCGUCUGAAUGCCAUGGAACCCGAGGAACCCUCCAAACGAGAUCAUCGACCACCAAUCUUGGAGUUCGAUUAAGCGAUUGUUAUUAGUCAUGUAAGUUAAUGUCGGAUGAAUAAAUUUUAUUUAUUUUUUUGGGAUUGAAAGCUAGAAAUAGUUGGGAAUGCGGUAGGUAUCGUUUUAGGAAGGUUGGGUGGAGAAUUAGCCGCGAGGGGGAGACUUGACCCAAAUUCCAGAUUUUGAGUCAAGUCUUUCUUUUUGCGGAAAAGAUAGGAUUUUCAAACAAAAGUGGGAUUGUAACAAGGAAAAGGGGAUUUUGAAUACUUUUUGGGGCUUUUUAUCACUUUUAUUUGUUGAUGUUAUACUAAGUUUGACCGUUUUUCAGAUGAACGAUUUUCGCACCGUGCACCCGCGAUUAGCGUUUGCAGCAUCGAUAUUAACGCCCAUGUUAUAUAGUACCCCGACCUACUCCGAUUAUCAUUACCCCGUCGUUAUAAUUGUAUUGUUAACCCUCUUCCUACUAUCGUCACAGUUACCGCGUAUGUAUGUCGCUAACGAUGAUUUAUUUUAUAGAAUUUGGUUGGAAUUCGUUGCAAUUUUCCGCAAGUUUUUAACGCUCCCAGAUUGUUAACUCUCCUCUAUUAAGUAUUUUUGUUGCGCGGUAUCUAAAAAGUGUAUAUUUUGACUCGAAAUUUUAGGCCCUUCCCAUUCGUCGGAUCGCCCCCUCCAUCCGAAGUGUAA